Sinocyclocheilus rhinocerous is the source of this 3441-nucleotide messenger RNA. Its product is annotated as TRPM8 channel-associated factor homolog. The transcript is spliced from 8 exons. Gene Ontology annotation, cellular component: plasma membrane. NCBI's taxonomy places the organism in Eukaryota, Metazoa, Chordata, Actinopteri, Cypriniformes, Cyprinidae. The record is from RefSeq and is a predicted model, not a curated record. The coding region runs from base 214 to 2952 and encodes 912 amino acids. Gene Ontology annotation, molecular function: transmembrane transporter binding. Gene Ontology annotation, biological process: positive regulation of protein targeting to membrane.
AGCUCCAUUCACACUUACUAGUGUGCACUGCAUCUCCAUUCGCAGAAGACAACAACUGGACUACAGGAGGAGAAGUUACAGACUGAACACCAGUCUGUAUCAAUUUACUUCACAAGCUCUGGUUGAACAAACCCAGUGCUCUUACCCUGUAAAACUGACUGUACACCGAGAGUGAUUGUUUUGAACUGACUUGCUAAACAGAGCUAAUCCACCAUGGCAUGUGAACAAGACUACUACACUAUCAUGUAUGGGCUGCAAGAGCUUGAUUUUGAAGGGAAAGCAGUGCCCAGUGAUCUUGUACUAAUAGGUGAACAUGCCUUUCCACUUGCCAUGAAUCCAAGAGGUCAGGUGCUGAUGGCUGCAUCUCAUUACGGUCAGGGACGUGUGGUGGUGUUGGGACAUGAGCAAUACCUAACACACUUCCCUGGCCUGAUAGAGAAUGCCCUUAUGUGGCUCAUGCCAUGUACCGGUGAUGCUGGCAUUGUAGGGAUUCAGAAGAGUUUACGUUCAGUAGCUGAAAACUUGAAAUACUGCCCUAUCAAGACAGAGCUAGGAGACUUUCGGAAUGGAUUAGCUAUAUAUAUCACAGAUGCUUGCAGUGUUGAGAACUGUGCAAAGGAUCUGAUAGCUUUCAUCAAAGCUGGGGGUGGCUUGAUCAUUGCUGGCCAGGCCUGGAGUUGGGCUGCUGCCCACCCGCAAGAAAACACUAUAAGGAACUUCCCAGGAAACAAAGUGUGCAGUGUUGCAGGAAUUUACUUCUCGGAACACCAAGGAGAAGUUGGCAUCUUUCCUGUUCCAAGAAACAUCCCUUCUAGUUGGCUUGCUGUAUCUAUAGGCAAGGACUUUAAAGAUGACCUACAGUUCCUGCUAGAAGGUGUGUCUGAGUUUGAUGUCCAAGGUGGGGCUAUAGCAUCUGAGUUGAUGGUGCACGGACCAUUAGCAUUUCCUAUUGCAGUCACUCCAGCUGGAAAAGCAUUCAUUGCUGGUGCCUAUUAUGGACAAGGUCGCGUAAUCCUGGUAUCACAUGAAGGCUUCAUGGGACGGGAAUCUCUGUCCACUUUCCUGAUCAACGCUAUCAAGUGGCUUGAUGAGGGUCGCAAGGGUGUUAUUGGGAUUCUACCCAACCUAAAGGCAGCCCACACAGUACUGAGCAAAUCUGGUUUAGAUUGCCAGUUGACUGGUUUUAAAGAAGAUCUAAGCGUCUAUGUUUGCACUUCAUACAGUGAUGCCCAAUGUGCAGAGAUCCAAGAAUUUGUUGCUGAAGGCGGUGGUCUUAUGAUUGGGGGUCAUGCCUGGUAUUGGGCCCAGACCCACUGCGGCUGCAAUGUGAUGACUGAUUAUCCAGGAAAUCACAUUCUUAAUAAGAUGGGAUUGUGUCUCUUGGGCAGCACCUUGGGUGGAGGGUUAUACAAAGCCCCAGAAAUUGAGCAUAGUUGUAAAGAGGGGUACCACUUUCGUAGCAUGCUGCAUCGGUUUGCUGAACAUGUAAGCCUUGGGCAAGAAUUGACUAAUCAAGAACAGAGCUGCUUGAAACAGCUGGGCAACGACUGUGCCAGUUACCUUCGCAUGCGAUCUCAUGACAGUGCCGCCUAUACUUCAAUGGUAGGUCUUCUUAGUGACAUAGUGAAGGAGGUAGGUGUUCCACAAGUGUGUAGUAACUGCCCUGUUCAAAGUGCCAAAGACUACCUGAUGCUCCAUGUUGGGACUGAGGUAUACAAGGUGUCACCCGAUCCUGAUGCCCUUCUUCCAUACAUCAUUAAGGACAGACCUAACUUGCCAACUGUGUCUAAUGCAAGAGUUCGGAUCACUGCCAGCACUGGAGCUUGUGAAGAAUGGAUAAGCACAGGGUUAUAUCUUUCUCCUGGUAUGAAGACGUACAUAGCAGUACCUCCAGAGAUCGUUGGGAAAAACUGGCAGGUGCAGCUUGGUUGCCAAACAGAUAAUAUUGGUGGAGCAAACGUUCUGAAACGUGCUCCCGUGGUCCAUGAGCGAUUCCCUUUGGGCACAGAGAUGGUCCAAGUCUGCAAUCUAUGGGGAGGGCUCAUCUAUCUAAUAGCACCUCCUCAAAGCAAAGUGGAUGGGGUGGAAAUUGUCGUGCAGGUCUCAGUACAGGCUCCAUACUUCAAGUCUGGAGAGACCAGUGUUACUGACUGGGUGGACAGGAUCCGUCAGGCACCCGCCCCCUGGGCGGAGCUUGAGUUUGAGAACAUCAUCAUAACAUUAGAAUCAGAAUAUAUAAGGAAUCUGGACCGCCCUGACGAGGUGGCUAAACUUUGGGACACCAUAAUGAGAAGCAUAGCUGACCUGGCAGCAAGGCCUGCCAAGUUCCCCCGCAAGGAGCGGUUUGUUGCAGAUGUUCAGAUCUCUCAUGGUUUCAUGCAUGCUGGAUACCCUAUCAUGAUGCACUCCACCUCUGCCCCAGCUCUAGUAAAUGUACAGGGAGCCUAUAAAAGUGGCAUGUGGGGAUCCAUUCACGAGCUGGGUCAUAACCAACAGCGUGGAGUUUGGGAGUUCCCUCCACACACCACUGAGUGCACUUGCAACCUGUGGUCAGUGUACAUACAUGAGGAAGUGCUGGGUUUAAAUAGGUCAAAUGCUCAUCCAGCCAUGACUCUAGAAAACCGUCAGGCUCGUACCAAGAUGUAUUGCAGUGGCGGUAAGGAUUUAAAAAGCUGGAGUAUGUGGACAGCACUCGAGACAUACAUGCAGCUUCAGGAAAAAUUUGGCUGGGAUGCUUUCAGGAAAGUUUUUACUGCCUACCAUGAUAUGAAUGGAGUGCCAAAUUGCAAUGCAGGCAAGAUGAAUCUAUAUGCUGAGACCUUCUCCAAGGUGGUCAACAUGAAUCUUUGCCCUUUCUUCAAAGCGUGGGGUUGGCCCAUCCAGCCCAGCACACAAGAGAAGAUCUCUCAUCUCCCUGAAUGGAAUGACCAUCCUAUGGUCCAGUAUGCAUAGGAACAUCUCAGAUAGCUUGUAAAAUGUACAGUGCAAGUUUUAAUGUAGCUAAUGGGUAAUAUUAAGUAUACAAAUGAUAUAUGCUUACCUGGAAUGUCAUGGAAAUUAACAUUUCUUAUAAGUACAUAGAUGUGCAAUUGAUUCAUGUCAGUGUAAAGUUAUAAAAUGUUCAGAGCACUUGAUAUUAACUAAAGGUGGCUAUAGGCUAGUGGGCUAAGGUUAAACAGAAUCAGAACAUGCAUGUAAAAAGCAUGCAUUUUACAUGCACAACAUAUAGUAUACUUUUCAUAAAUACUAAAAACUGUGUGCACUGCAAUUAACAGUAUGGCAUGGUAUUUUGUAUUGGUGUAUUUGCCUUUUUUAUCCAAGAGAAUAAACCAUAUAUAGUAUUUUAAAAGACUCUGAAUGGUGCAUAAUGUUGAUGUGACUUGAAAAUACAGAAUUAAGCCCUCUUGCUAAUACUCAAGAGAUUGAAUAAAUUCAUGUGAA